GAGUACUCGUAGACCGUACUCAUACGGACCGUAGACGAAGAUUAAAAAGGGGGCGACCCGUGGCUACCUGUGUGCCAAGACCCAUACGCCUACCCUGUCGAAGCUGCCGCUGCCCUCCUUAGCCUGGCUCCCUGGCUCCCUGGCUAGUCUAGUCGUCUCGUCUCCUUUGCGAAUCUCUCACUUGAACGUUUCAUCCUUAAACCUCGUCCUCCAUCCUUCCACCCCUCUGCCAUUCCAUCGCGGCAGCUUCAUCCGACAGCGUCACAUCACCACUCUGUCGUCCGCUCUUUCUCUGCAUUUGCCUCCGCCUCCGCCUCCAACCUCCAUCGCGCUCACUUCACUGCGACCGCGACCGCCAACCCAAUAAAAUAAUUCCCCCCACGACCCAGCAGUCGCACCUCUAUAUUCGACCACGACAUCGUCAUCCUCGACAACCACCAUCACCAUGGGAGAAGAGAAGGUUCGUCUCUCGGGCGAGUCCCCUCGAGGAGCUGCCGAUGCUCCAGUGCUUCCAAUUGUCAAUCCAGCCAUUGAGAAGCUCGCAGAGCCCGCAUCAAAUGGGAUCCAUCCUGCCUUCUACGUAAUGUGAGUGCUAUUGCAAUCCAGGCGCCAUCACUUCCGAACCCCUUGCUAAUAAAUGGUCCCGCAGAGUAUGGAUUUCCCUGAGCUCCAGUGUCAUUCUUUUCAACAAAUGGAUUCUGUCCACCUUGGGGUUUAGUAUGUUCCAUGAGCCACCCACACGACUCCCAGGAUAGCUUGCUAACUAUUACUAAAGAAUACCCCAUUCUCCUGACCUCAUGGCAUCUCGUCUUCGCGACCGUCAUGACGCAAAUCAUGGCAAGAACAACCAAACUUCUUGAUGGGCGAAAAACGGUUAAGAUGACCGGUCGGGUAUACUUGAGGGCAAUUGUGCCAAUCGGCGUGUUUUUCAGUUUGAGUUUGAUCUGUGGUAAUCUGACAUACCUGUAUUUGAGCGUGUCGUUUAUUCAAAUGCUCAAGGUGCGCUAUACAUACCAAGGAACAUUUUUCUCGUCCGCUAAUACUUGAAUGUUAGGCCACCACCCCUGUAGCAGUUCUCAUCGCCGGUUGGUGUCUCGGGAUCGAGAAGCCCGAUCUCAAAAAGCUCGGAAAUGUCUCCAUGAUUGUCAUUGGUGUAGUCAUCGCUUCUUUUGGCGAAAUCGAAUUUGUUCUGAUUGGUUUCCUUUACCAAAUGGGUGGCAUCGCCUUUGAAGCUGUCAGAAUCUGUUUGGUGCAGAGGCUCCUCAACGGAUCCGAGUUCAAGAUGGAUCCUCUGGUCUCGCUCUACUACUUUGCGCCCGUCUGUGCUGUCAUGAAUUUGACUGUGGCCCUUUUCUGGGAAAUCCCUCAAGUCAAGAUGUCCGAGAUAUACGCUGUUGGAUUAUGGACUUUCUUCGGCAACGCUUCUUGUGCAUUCUUAUUGAACGUCUCGGUUGUUUUCUUGGUAAUUUUUGGACCCGGACCUAUUUUGAUACACCAGCUAACCUUCUUCUCAGAUUGGCAAAACCUCCGGCCUCGUCUUGACCCUUUGUGGUGUUUUGAAGGAUAUUCUCCUGGUCGGCGCAUCUAUUCUCAUCUGGGGUACUGUUAUCUCUGGUCUCCAAGUCUUCGGAUAUAGCAUCGCUCUUCUAGGUAUGCUUUACUACAAGCUUGGACAAAAGGAGAUGAAGCCGUUCAUCCAAGAAGCCAGCCGAAGAUGGGCAGAAUUUGGUGCCACCAAACCUGUUCUCCGAAAGUUGGUGAUUAUUGGCGCAAUCUUUAUGACCAUGGUUAUCAUGCUUGGUGGCUUCGCUCCAAGCACUAGCCUCGAUGCUCAAAAGUUGAUCAGUGCUGCAAAAAACACUUAUACUGGAGCAAGGGCUGCUUAAAUGUUCAAAUAGAAUUUCCUUGUUUUUUCUCCCUUUCAAAAGAAGACCUUCAGUAGAAGCAGGAGGGACUUCGGUACUUGCAGAAUAUCGCGUUUAUCAUAAUCCUGGCCAAACAGACACGGAAAAUGCUUCUACAUGUUUGCUUGUUUUUCCCCAAGGUUUUUGCAACAAAAAAGUCAAGGCGUGGCGCAUAGAAAUGGUAAUCGCCUCCGGUCUUCUGGUCUUCUUCUGUUUGUAUUUGUUUCGAGUAUAUAAUUCCCUUUGAGCGAUCUUUCUUUUGUUUUUUGCUUGGGUUGUAAGAAAGGCGGCUAUGGAAUGUUCCAUCCCAGAAUGGCUGGAGAGUACUAGACCUGGCCGGGGAUGGCGUGUAUGAAUGGAAGGAUGGAUAUGGAAGGACA
Hymenoscyphus albidus is the source of this 2284-nucleotide messenger RNA. Lineage: Eukaryota; Fungi; Ascomycota; Leotiomycetes; Helotiales; Helotiaceae. The record is from the annotation of a GenBank genome assembly.